Messenger RNA from Drosophila rhopaloa, 1635 nucleotides. Its product is annotated as zinc finger protein 227. Gene Ontology annotation, biological process: regulation of transcription by RNA polymerase II. Gene Ontology annotation, molecular function: DNA-binding transcription factor activity, RNA polymerase II-specific; RNA polymerase II cis-regulatory region sequence-specific DNA binding; zinc ion binding. Gene Ontology annotation, cellular component: nucleus. The coding region runs from base 1 to 1635 and encodes 544 amino acids. The record is from RefSeq and is a predicted model, not a curated record. Lineage: Eukaryota; Metazoa; Arthropoda; Insecta; Diptera; Drosophilidae. The transcript is spliced from 3 exons.
AUGUCGCUGGAUGACUCGCUGGAGCUGCUGGCCAGCCCUUUGCUAAGCCCCCAAUCACCGAUGGACGCCCUGUGUCGCGUUUGCCACAUUUCAUCGCCACUCUGCUUGCCGCUUUUUAAGCCGCUCAAUAAUCCAAUUUCCGAAAAACUAACAACCUUGGCCAACAUUUUAAGCUACUGCUGCGGGCUAGAGAUCGUGGAGACGGAGCUCUUCCUGCCCCACCACAUGUGCCCGGAUUGCGUGUCCAAAUUGCGGCUAGCGGUGGAGUUCAAGAGGAGUGUCCACCUGAUGGACAAAAUUCUGAGGCAAAGCCAUGUGGAAUUUUGCCGCAACGAAAGGAUUGAUAUUUUGAAAACCAAGGCUGGAAUGUCGCCUGAAAUCAACGAGGACUUUAUCUUUGUCCUUGAUGACCAGGAAUUGACAGACGAUUCCGCGGACGAUCUGAAAUCUCAAGUAGAGGAAGAGGAAUGUCAGGAGAUGGAGCUAAGGCUGCAUGAGGACAGCCUGGAUCUGGAAUUGGAAUCCCAGGAGGUAUUCGCGGAGAUGGAACACCCAGCAGAGCAGCAUAAUCAUAACACUGAGGAGGAGCUCCGGUUGGUGGACGAAGCCAAGGGAGAUCUAUACGCUAUUGUCGACGUUACUGAGCAACCUGUAGUGGAGACACACGAGCCGUUGGGCAGCAAAAGCAGGCGAGCGAAAACUCCUAAUCCCUCGUUCAAGUGUCUGGUCUGCGGCAAGCAAUUGAGCAGCAAAAGAACCUUCAAAUACCACAUAAAUCUCCAUAGUCCUUAUAACAAUUCCCAAGAGAACAGCACACAAAACACAGUUUACAGCAUUGAGGAAUCUCUCCACAUAGAGCCACAUUUGCAGGACAAAGACAGUGGCGAACUCUACCAGAUUGUCGAGGAGACAGAGCAAGUUCUGGAGACACAAAAGCCUUUGGCCAGCAGGACCAAGCAAGGGAAACCGCAUAAUCCGUCGCUGCAGUGUCAGAUUUGCCGGAAGCAACUGAGCACCACCCACUCGUUUAAGUACCACAUGCAGCUCCACGGCACGGCUACACCCUACGUUUGCAAAAUCUGCGACAAGUCCUUCAAGACGCGCAACGCAUACGACGGGCAUAUGACGCUGCACGAUCCGAACAAUCCAAAUAGGUGCCCCACCUGCUCCAAGGUUUACCGGCAGGCCUCUUCGCUCCGCACUCAUCUGCUGAUCCACAGCGGAAUCAAGCCAUUCGAGUGCAACAUCUGUGGCAAGAGGUUGACCCAAAAGUCCGGCUACAAGAAGCACAUGCUUACCCACACGGGCGAGAAGCCUCAUGGUUGCAACAUCUGCGGCAAGAGUUUCCGGUACUCGAGCAACCUGAUUGCCCACAAGAGGAGCCACACCCAGGAGAAACCCCACUAUUGUCAAGUGUGCCCAAAGCGAAGCUUUGGCAGCCGGUCUGAUCUGAAUCGCCACAUGCUCGUCCACAGCAGUGAUAGGCCGUUUAGCUGUGACGAGUGCGGCAAGACGUUCAAGCGACAGGUGUCCCUCGACAUCCACCUGCAGACGCAUAAGGGCGGCAGUAAGCGGAAGGGUGGUCGGAAAGUGAAGGACCUGCCGAAGAAGCAGGACAACCACGAAGAGACCUGA